Molecule: messenger RNA, 907 nt
Organism: Malania oleifera
Lineage: Eukaryota; Viridiplantae; Streptophyta; Magnoliopsida; Santalales; Ximeniaceae
Product: rhodanese-like domain-containing protein 10
Exons: 2
Coding region: 88-750 (220 amino acids)
Cellular component (GO): chloroplast
Source: RefSeq, a predicted model, not a curated record
AAAACAAAACAAAACAAAAAACACACCGCCUUUCAAUUGCAACAACCCAAGAACAGGGCUGAGGAUAAGAGAGAGAGAGAAAGAGAGAUGGCAAUUCAACUGAAGCUCUACACAAGCGCCAACGCCGGCACGUCUCUGAAGCAGAAGCAACCAGUUAAGGCAUGUCGGAGGACAGUCAAUUAUUUCCAAGUGAAAGCAGUUUCCGGCAAAGCCCGGGAACUGAUAGAUUCCGGAGCCAUCCGGCCAAUACCGCCGAGAGAGGCGCCGGCGGCCAUGAACUCCGAAGGGUUCGUACUCCUGGACAUCAGGCCGGCGUGGGAGUGGGAGAAGGCACGUGUCACGGGGUCGGUUCACGUGCCGCUAUUCAUCAAGGAGGAGGACAAAGCGCCCGUAACGCUGCUGAAGAAGUGGGUUCACUUUGGGUAUAUAGGCCUGUGGACCGGCCAAAGUCUCACCACCAUAAACCCUAAUUUUGUGCAGCAAGUGGAUCGCUCUGUUCCUCGCAAGGACACCAAGCUCCUCCUAGCUUGUGGUGAAGGCCUUCGAUCAAUGGUGGGGGCUGCAAAGCUGCAUGAAGCAGGGUACAAGGAUUUGGGGUGGUUGGCAGGAGGAUUCAACCGUGCCAAAGAAGGGGAUUUUGCAAGUGUUGAAGGGAGUGAAGAGUUGCAGUUUGCCACCAUUGGAGGUGUCUCCUACUUCUUCCUUAAACUGCUUAUACUGUUACGGGCUGUUGGAAAAAACAGUAAUUGAUGGAAUUGGCUGUGUUUCGCUUUCACUCAAUUUUUAUUUAUUUUUAAGGCUUUGUUUCAAGUCAUCAUAAUUUUUAUGUACAAAUUUUAAGUGAUCAUAGUAUUCGGUCCCUAUGUAUUCUUUUGGGAUGAUAGUAGUUGGCCGUGAAUAUUGGAAA